Molecule: messenger RNA, 1518 nt
Organism: Penicillium oxalicum
Lineage: Eukaryota; Fungi; Ascomycota; Eurotiomycetes; Eurotiales; Aspergillaceae
Product: aminopeptidase P family protein
Exons: 2
Coding region: 1-1518 (505 amino acids)
Molecular function (GO): manganese ion binding; metalloaminopeptidase activity
Source: RefSeq, a predicted model, not a curated record
AUGCGCGUCAACCCUCGGGCGGGUCCCUGCGACACCUCGGUCAACCAGGCCGACGCCAUCAUCAACGCAGUCGAUCCGUAUCAGAUUCGUCUGUUCGUAUCGGGAACCUCCUGUGACAAGUACCCAGCGAAACAACAUGCGCGAAAUGUGGCACGUAAGCUUGGAGUGUCGCAAGGUCUCAUUUUUAUCGCUGGCCAGCCAACAAGCAACUGGCGCGACUCUGAUCAAGCACGACCGUUUCGGCAACGACGAUACUUUUACUAUCUCAGUGGUGUGGGCGAAUCCGACUGUGCGCUAACAUACGACAUUGGUCAGGAUGUAUUGACUCUGUACGUGCCGGACUUUGACCUGCGGCGUGCGAUUUGGAUGGGCCCUACCCUGUCACGGGAGGAUGCACGGGAUCGAUACAAUUUGGAUCGGGUCAUGUAUCAAUCGUCGCUGGUGCCUGAGCUGGUUUCGUGGCUCGAUAAGCGAGCAUCAGGCAAUUUGCUUUAUAUGAUUCAUGGCUCCGAGGCGCCUGAAGGACUGCCGGCAGACUUGCCGUUGGACGUCGACUCGCUCCGCCCAGCGAUGGAUGCCGCUCGAGGGGUCAAAGAUGAAUUUGAGAUCCGCAUGAUCCGGGAAGCAAAUCGAGUGUCGGGGUUGGCACAUCGCAGAAUUCUUGAAACGAUCCACAAGAUGUCGAACGAGUCGGAGAUUCAGGGGUCGUUCCUGAACACGUGCAUCUCCAACGGAGCUCCAAAUCAAUCAUACGAUAUCAUUGCUGCGUCGGGCCCCAAUGCAGCCGUUCUUCACUACGUCCGAAACAACGAGUCUCUCGAGGGUAAGCCACUAGUAUGUCUCGACGCCGGUGCCGAAUGGCAGUGCUACGCUAGCGACGUCACCCGAACGUUCCCUCUCGGCGGUGAAUGGCCCAGCAGAUACGCUCGAGACAUCUAUCGCGUCGUGGAGCGUAUGCAAGAGGAAUGUAUCAAACGUAUUCGUCCUGGCACGCGCUUCCUUUCCCUUCACAACCUUGCCCACGAGAUUGCCAUCAUCGAGUUACUGCAUCUCGGUGUGUUCAGGGGCGGCAGUCUGUCCGAAAUUCGCGAGUCUGGUGCCUCCAAGGUCUUCUUCCCUCAUGGUCUGGGGCAUCAUGUGGGGCUUGAAGUUCACGAUGUGUCCGAGUCAUCCAUCAUGGCACUUCAUUCGGACUUUGACCAUGAUCAGUAUGGUCCUAUUCUAAACCCACCGGGGAGUCUGGCCCCGUGCACUUUGUCAGCAUCGCUGCUCGAAGAAGGCAUGGUGGUGACUGUAGAGCCAGGUAUCUAUUUCUCUGAAUUGGCUCUGACAAACGCACGGAAACAACCUCAUGCGAAGUACAUCAACUUUGACAUUGCUAAGGAAUAUGUUCAUAUUGGUGGAGUUCGCAUUGAAGAUGACAUUCUCGUCACCGCCCGCGGUUAUGAAAAUCUCACGACGGCUCCGAAAGGGGAGGAAAUGCUUGCCAUAAUUCGGCAGUCUACAAUGCAAUCCUGA